Molecule: messenger RNA, 1271 nt
Organism: Micromonas pusilla CCMP1545
Lineage: Eukaryota; Viridiplantae; Chlorophyta; Mamiellophyceae; Mamiellales; Mamiellaceae
Exons: 2
Coding region: 1-1005 (334 amino acids)
Biological process (GO): plant organ development
Cellular component (GO): chloroplast inner membrane
Source: RefSeq, a predicted model, not a curated record
AUGUGUAGUAAGAACGGCGCGACGCUCCCGAAGGACAUGGCGGACAUCGCGGACGCGGAGGGCGUUCGCGUCGUGGUGAUGAAAGAUUUUCUGAGAUACACCACGUCCGGGCCGCUCGCGGGAUUCCUCGCGUGGCUCUUCGCCAAGUACCCCGCGGUGCGCGACCGCGCGCUCGCGGACCCGUGGUUCUUGUACAAGCUCGCGGUGGAGGUGCUCGGCGACGUCGGGCUGGCGGUCGCGGGCGAGGCGACGAGCAGGAACGACGCGUCCGCGUUGGACGAGGCGGAGGCGCGUUCCAUCUCACACUGGUUCCCAUACGACCGCGUUGGCGUGGUGAACGCCUUUUUCUUGUCCGACGUCGUGUCGUCGGUGUUCUUGAACGGCGCCGUGCUCACGAUGCUCUCUCCCGCGGUGACGCUCGGGAAGACCCCGGGCGGGAGGAAGGCGUUGAUCGUGAAGUCGCGCAUCGGCGGCCGGUUGAACCACUUCAUGCGGCUCGUGUUCAUGGCGCAGCCUCCGGGGAAGAUGCCGGCGUCCAUCUUCGCGAAAGCCGGGCACAGAGUCAUCCCGUACGCGUGGAAGUGGCGCGGCCUCGCGCUCCUCGCGCAGGGCGUUCGCAUAGCCGCCGUCUCCGGCGCGAUCGGGUUCGUCGGCCAGGGCACCUCGAACGCCGUCUGCGCGCUCCGCCGAAAGUACUGGAGCGGAUCGUACUCGAAGGCGUACGCGGAGACGGUUCGACCCGAGUCGCCGCCGCUGUUGGAGCCCGCCGUCGAGUGGGCGCUCUUCACGGGCACGGACGCCAACUGGCGGCAGCAGGCGAUCAUCGGCGUCGAGCGCGUGAUCGAGGGAGCGGCGAGCGGCGGGGGGAAGGUCUCCUCGAUCGUCGCGCGGGCGAGCAGCGCGGCGAUUCGAAUCGCGAACAACGCGUGGGGGGGCGAGCGGUUCGCCAGUCGCAUGCGGCGGAUGGAGGACGAGGUCGCGAGACGGCACGGGGAAAGUCCUUAAGGAUCGGCGUUCACAUCGCGAACGGGGUCGUAUGGGAAGCAGUCUCACCUGCGUCUGCGUCUCAUCCAUCAGCCCCAACGCGUACAGCCCCACCGCGAGACGGCACGGGCGGUACUGAGCCAGCCAGCCCCCACGGCGCGUUCGUGAAAAAAAACUAUAUUAUUGUCUUGAGAGGGAGAAGAGGAGAGCGUUUCGUUUCGUUUCGUUUCGUUUCGUUUCGUCAUGAGAGCGAGCGAUGUAAACGACGACCCAACAGAGAGUCGUUC